Fukomys damarensis (Damara mole-rat) is the source of this 3255-nucleotide messenger RNA. It is a transcript of the gene Rps6kl1, whose product is annotated as ribosomal protein S6 kinase like 1. The coding region runs from base 783 to 2438 and encodes 551 amino acids. Lineage: Eukaryota; Metazoa; Chordata; Mammalia; Rodentia; Bathyergidae. The record is from RefSeq and is a predicted model, not a curated record. The transcript has 11 exons. Gene Ontology annotation, molecular function: ATP binding; protein kinase activity. Gene Ontology annotation, biological process: protein phosphorylation.
UCUAACGGGGUAUGAUGACCUCAUCCUCAACCAAUGGUAGGGCUUUCCGGUGCCGGGCCCCGCCCCUGUCCAGUGGGCGAAGGCGGCAGUCUGCGGAGCACGCUACCCCUCCGGGCGGUGGCUGCCGGCGAGGUCUGGCCGGUGCGCUGAGCUCCAGGCUGUGGUGAGGACGGUGUUUGCUCGGUUCCUCCUCCAUCUUCCCAGGUGAGGAGCCCUCUCCUCUCCCGGCCCCAGCCCGGCCUGCGCUGACCGUUCUCCCACGGGACAGUGCACCUUGAGUGCGGGGCACUGGAGGCUGCACGCGCGGCUUUCGGAGUCCUAGCCGGGACCCGGGCCUCUGACCGCAGAAACCAGCCGAGUUGGGCCAAGGUGCGUUCGAGCACAGGCCUCGGAGCUCGUGUCCUCUUGGGUUAACCCGAGCAGGGAGGGCCGGCUCCCUCCACCUGCUGGCUGCGUCCUGGCGGUUGCUCAGCUCUGCGCUGUCUUGGGAUGCGGUCUCCUCCCCACUCUCCUUCCCUCUGCUCGUGCCUCGCUCACGGAGGCCUUGGCCGGCCCCUCCCCAGUGGCUGGCUCUGAGGCCGCCAUGAGGUGCGAGCCCCUUCCUCUUCACAGCCACUGCUGUUAUCUUUGGUCCUCUGUGUCACAUUCUGCUGAGGGAGGACGGAGCCCUCCCCCACGAGAGGGCUGGGUCACCCUGCUCUCCUUAAUCUGACUCUACCUAAGGUGGUGCUGACUGUGCCAGUUGCAGCCUCUUCUGCUCAGACCCCAGCCACAGGGAAGCCAUGAGCCUGGUAGCCUGUGAAUGCCUGCCUAGCCCAGGCCUGGAGCCCGAGCCCUGCUCACGACCACGAUCCCAGGCCUGUGUUUACCUGGAGCAGAUUCGCAGCCGGGUGGCUACAGGAGCACCUGACAUGACCAAGUGUGACUACCUGGUGGAUGCGGCCACACAGAUCCGGCUGGCCCUGGAGCGUGAUGUUAGCGAGGACUAUGAGGCAGCCUUCAACCACUACCAGAAUGGUGUGGACGUGCUGCUCCGCGGUGUACACGUUGACCCCAACAAGGAGCGGCGUGAGGCGGUAAAGCUGAAGAUUACCAAGUACCUGCGGCGAGCCGAGGAGAUCUUCAAUUGCCACCUGCAGCGGAGUCUGGGUAGCGGAUCCAGCCCUGACACGGGUUUCAGCAGCCUACGGCUUCGGCCCAUCCGCACACUGAGCUCUGCCCUGGAGCAGCUGCGGGGCUGCCGGGUGGUCGGGGUCAUCGACAAGGUGCAGCUGGUGCAGGAUCCAGCAACUGGAGGGAUCUUCGUGUUGAAGAGCCUGCCCAGGUGCCAUGUGGCAAGCCAGGAGCGGCUGACUGUCAUCCCACAUGGGGUCCCGUACAUGACGAAGCUGCUACGGUACUUUGUGAGUGAAGACUCCAUCUUCUUGCAUCUGGAGCAUGUGCAAGGAGGCACCCUCUGGUCCCACCUGCGCUCCCAGGUGCACCCCCAGCAUUCUGGCCUCAGGUCUGGCUCCACUCAGAAGACAAGGGCCCAGCUAGACACCUGCCUCGGCCUCCUGACCCCAGCACGGCUCCCCCAGGGCCACACCUUCAAGCGGGAAAGAAUCCCUGUGGAGCAUCCUCGAACUUCUCAGAGCCUUCCCCCAGCCACCCCAGCCAGGGAGGCCCUGUCCCUCAGGCCCCAGGGAAAGCCUGAAUGUGAAUCCAUAUCCAGGACCAGUGCUUCCUGCUCCUCGGACCUCACAAAAGCCUCAAGUGGUCCAUUGCACCUGCAAGCCAGGCGGGCUGGCCAGAGCUCGGACACUGGGCUCCCCCAGGGGCUCCCUUGGGUUCGUGAGGGGGCCAGCCGGGUACUGGGGGGCUGUGGCCAAGGCAGAGGUCAUAGCCCCCCAGCAGUGGACAGGUCAAGUGUGGUGUGUGGCGGGGCUGUCUGGAGUGUGAGGGAGGAGCAGGUGAAGCAGUGGGCAGCUGAGAUGCUGGUGGCACUGGAGGCGCUACAUGAGCAAGGGGUACUGUGCCGGGACCUCAACCCCCGGAACCUGCUCCUGGACCAGGCAGGUCACAUCCGGCUUACAUAUUUUGGCCAGUGGUCAGAAGUGGAGCCACAGUGCUGCAGGGAGGCUGUGGACCGUCUAUACAGCGCCCCAGAGGUGGGUGGGAUCGCUGAGCUGACUGAAGCCUGUGACUGGUGGAGCUUUGGCUCGAUACUGUAUGAGCUGCUGACAGGAAUGGCACUGUCCCAGAGCCACCGUUCAGGAUUCCAGGCCCAUACCCAGCUCCAGCUGCCGGAGGAGCUUAGUUACCCAGCAGCCUCCCUGCUGACUGAGCUGCUGCAGUUUGAUCCUGUGAGGCGCCUGGGGGCCAGAGGAGGUGGCGUCAGCAAACUCAAGUCCCACCCCUUUUUCAGUACCAUCCAGUGGAGCAGACUGGUGGGGUAAGAGGGGCAGAGUGGGCAAUGGAAAACCACUGGCCUGUUCUGGGUCUCCGCCUCCUAUUACCCACGGCUGGUCCCUCUGAUCAGUGAGCUUCAGGCCUUUCCUGCUCAGCUCCAUUCGGGCCUCAGAAGCAAUUACUGCCACUGUUCCAAGAGGAAAAGCUACAAGGGAAGGACAGCAAGGCUCACCCUUUCCACCCAUGACAACAGAUAAGACACCCAUUGAGGAUGUACCUAGUUAACUCCUACAGACCUACCACAUUCAAGGGUACCGCUUUCUGUCGCACUAGCUCUGAACUGACCACCUGCUGAGCCUACCUCAAGGUUUUGUGACACAUUCACUGCCACGCUGUGCCCCACUUUGGACAUCUCUGGAGACUGGUCUCAGGAGACUGAUCCACUAGCUCAGUGGACCCAAACCAGGGCUGUCCUGGCCUAGUUGUGACGAGUGGCCUGUUUGCACCAGAGGCUGUCCCCCAGGGACAAAUCUGGAGAGUGGGGUGGGUGGGGGAGAGAUGAUGCACUCUCCACUCCUGCCCAGAACCCCUAUCUUAAAAAUUCAGACUUUAGAGAGCAAAAAAGGGGAGGGGGGAAGAAAGGCACAAUUUUGCCACUGAGAGCAAGUGUGAAGAGAAUAUAGAGCUUCCUUCCUCAGCUAGCCCAUCUGUGUCAGGAGAACCUGGCCCACUGGCUGAAGGAGCUAAGGCAGGUCAUGCUGAUUAGGAUUUCCCUCUCAGAUCUCUUCACCUUUCUGCAUUUGGGUCUCAAGGUUCUACUCAAUUCACUGACCACUGUGACCUCACCCUCUUUCCGAAUGACAU